Molecule: messenger RNA, 1749 nt
Organism: Peronospora matthiolae
Lineage: Eukaryota; Oomycota; Peronosporomycetes; Peronosporales; Peronosporaceae
Source: the annotation of a GenBank genome assembly
AUGCGCGAGGACUUGGUCGAGAAUGGACUCAAGUUCCUGCAGCACCCGAGCGUUCAGUCGACGCCCCUGUCCGAGCGUGUGUCGUUUCUGGAAGGCAAAGGUAUGACUAAAGAGGAGAUUCAAGCGGCUAUUGACCGCCACCAGAAGAGCGGGGCAGCUGCAGAAGGGACGCAAUUGCCAGAGAAUCCAAUGCACCGCCAAGGAGGAACAGCUCCCGGGAUGAUGACGACGGCAGCUGUGCCAAUGCAGCAGAUGAUGUCGCCCAGUGCCCACUAUCCGGCUUAUGUUCGCGUGCUCUGGACGGUGUCGUCCCUCAUUGGUGCAGCUUCAAUUGUCACGUUCAUUUGGAACUACGCCGUUGGGUUGGGGUAUAUUCCGUGGCUGCGGCCGACGCCAUUGUUGUUGGAGGCAGAAGCAGUGCAGGCGGAAAAAGAGAAAGAAGCCGAGAAAGAUGAAGCGCUUCUGGCUGAGCUGUCGAGUGUAGCAGCAGCUAUCCAAGAGCAGACGAGAGAACUGGCCAAAUUGACAGUGUUGUUGGAUGAGAAGGAGCGUAGUUUACAGAACAAGACGCUGUUGAAUGCCCAUGUUAACAGCACACUACGUGAGCACGGCAACGCGCAGUCGAUUGCUGAGUUAAAGGCUGAGGUAUCGACGCUGAAAGCGUUGUUGCUUGCAAAAAGGACGAAGAGCACCAGUGACUUGGAUACAAAUGUGGACGAAACGAGCGAAGAUACAAGUAGAGAAAGCGUUUUGGCUGCGGAAGCUACCACUCGCUUGACUCCAGUUGUAGACAGACGACAGCAGCAGCAGCAGCCUGCUGUGGUUUCCCAGGCAGUGCGUAAGGCGGAGCUUAUGCAAAACGCGUUGAAAAAGCUUCGAAUGGAGAACUCGCUGGAACAACUCAAGUCGGCAGCGGGCAUUCUUAGUAUGUACGUCAAGAAUCUCGUCGAGAAUCCUGACGUGCCCCGUUAUCGCCGGAUCGCUCCUGGCAACGCGAACUUCAAGCAAAAGAUCGAGCCGCUCAAGCAUCAUGGGGAGCUUCUCAAAUCAAUCGGGUUCGAGACAGUAGGUCUCAAUCUGGAGUGGAAAUGGCACGCGGCGAGCAAAUCGACCGGAGUGUUCGAUGAGAACAUCGCUAUUCUGCGUGCACUGCUGAAGGCUCUUCAGUCGCUUGCGAGUGCGGACGCCUCUUCAAAUCUGUCACUCGAGGAAAUUGCACACGCGAGUCUGGAAGAUUUCUAUGCUCAGCAGGAAAAGAAGAAGACAGAGGCGUCCGCAAUGAACAGUGCGAUUGCAACUAGUGUCGGUGACUCCGACCUUGUCGAGGAGAUAUGCUCGGCGACGCCGACUGAUGGGAUAUCCGGUAGAAACCGCGUGUCGUCAGACUCCACGUCCACGAAUUUCGAUGCGUUCAUGGCACGUCUGGAACAACAGACCUGCGUGAGCAGUACCACCAACAAAGCCGAUGGUCUUGAGGCGGACAAUAUUCCAGUCUCGUCUAGAUCAAAGUCUGAAGGCGGCGACGAGAAGAUGCUUGACUCAGCAACCAGUUCGACUGUAACGGAUAGUGGGCCGUCGUACCCGAAGUCAUUCAAGGACGUGGUGGAUUGCAUUCAGAAGGGCGAGACGGUACCCGGUAUCCGUGACAUUGAGGAAAAGCUGUCUAUAGAUGCGAGUGAGCUGCUGCGAGAUCGAGUGAAGGCUGGUGAGGCGACUGCAUCCAAGCCUUGGGAGACCCUUAGGGCAUAA